UCAUUCACUUCGCUCACCAGGCCACCCACCCGCCGUUCUCACCUUUGGUUUUUUAUACGCAAAGGCGUCGCCAUUUUUUUUCUACUUUCAACUAUCAAUCACAUUUCUUGAUCUCGCCUCACCUCUGCUAUGGACUUACUGGAUGCCGUCGUUCUUCUCCUGGCCUUCCUUUUUUUCUCCUUAUGGUGGCGUUACUGGUCCGCUACCGGGGGUGGCUCCAAGAAUCUCCCUCCUGGGCCACCGGGCUGGCCGAUUGUCGGAAAUCUCAUACAAGUCAUCCUCCAACGUCGUCCCUUCAUUUUCGUGGCUCGCGAUUUACGUGAAAAAUAUGGUCCCAUUUUCACAAUGCAAAUGGGGCAACGCACACUCAUCAUUGUGUCUAGUGCGGAGUUGAUUCACGAAGCUCUCGUGCAGCGUGGUCCCUUAUUUGCCAGCCGUCCUGCUGACUCACCUAUUCGCCUAGUCUUCAGCGUUGGAAAAUGCGCUGUCAACUCAGCCGAGUACGGUCCCCUGUGGCGAACACUCCGCCGUAACUUCGUGACGGAGCUGAUAAACCCGGCGAGAAUCAAGCAAUGCAGCUGGAUACGGAAGUGGGCCAUAAAAAGCCAUUUGGAAAGACUGAGGAAAGAGAAUUCGGAGAAGGGAUUCGUGGAGGUGAUGAGCAACUGCCGGCUGUCGGUAUGCAGCAUUCUGAUCUGCAUAUGCUUUGGAGCGAAAAUCCCGGAAGAGGAGAUUAAGGUGAUAGAGAGCAUAUUGAAGGACGUGAUGUUGAUUACGUUGCCGAAGCUCCCUGACUUUUUGCCGGUGCUUACACCUUUGUUCCGACGGCAACUGAAGCAGGCGAAGGAGCUGAGGAGAAAACAGUUGGAAUGUCUGAUACCGUUGAUAAGGAGGAGAAGGUUGUUCGUGGAGAGGAAUGGGGAUGAGAGCGUGAUGAAGGAUUUGCCGGAGAUGGUUAGUCCAAUUGGAGCUGCGUAUCUUGAUUCGCUAUUUGAACUGGAAACGCCUGGACGUGGGCGGUUGGGGGAGGAGGAGCUGGUCACACUUUGUUCGGAGGUAAUUAAUGCCGGAACUGACACCAGCGCCACGGCGUUGGAGUGGGCUUUGCUUCAUUUGGUUCAAGACCAACACAUUCAGGAAAGACUAUACAACGAAAUCAUUAGCGUUGUGGGUAAAGAUGGUGUGGUAACCGAAGGCGACGUAGAGAAAAUGCCAUAUCUAGGGGCAGUAGUGAAAGAGACAUUCCGGCGACACCCUCCCAGCCAUUUCUUACUAUCUCACGCGGCGACGAAAGAGACGGAGCUCGGCGGGUACACGAUCCCGGCGGACGCCAGCGUGGAGUUUUACACGGCUCAUUUAUCGGACGACCCCAACACGUGGGAAGAACCGGGUUCGUUUCGGCCGGAUAGGUUCUUGGAGGGCGACGGUGUUGGCGUGGACGUAACAGGAACUAAGGGCGUCAAGAUGGUGCCGUUCGGGGCAGGUCGGCGGAUCUGCCCGGCCAUGACAUUGGGGACGUUGCAUGUUCACAUGAUGCUGGCAAGAAUGGUACAGGCAUUCAAGUGGGUCCCGGCUCCUGGAGCCCCCCCGGACCCGACCGAGACUUUUGCGUUUACGGUGAUUAUGAAGAACCCUCUGAAGGCUACCAUAUUGGAGAGGUCGGGUUAAUAUUAGAGCCACUAUUUGUGGGAAAGGCUAUAACUUUGGUCUUUGUUUAAUUUUGUCAUACUAUUUCAAUUUAUGUAUACUAUCGACUAUCCUCCCAAAUGAAGCUAUUGUAUUUCUCCAAAACCCCAUGAAUCUUUCGUCUCCAAA
Molecule: messenger RNA, 1815 nt
Organism: Cucurbita maxima (winter squash)
Lineage: Eukaryota; Viridiplantae; Streptophyta; Magnoliopsida; Cucurbitales; Cucurbitaceae
Product: cytochrome P450 77A1
Exons: 2
Coding region: 130-1668 (512 amino acids)
Cellular component (GO): membrane
Molecular function (GO): oxidoreductase activity, acting on paired donors, with incorporation or reduction of molecular oxygen, NAD(P)H as one donor, and incorporation of one atom of oxygen; heme binding; iron ion binding
Source: RefSeq, a predicted model, not a curated record